UAACUAGAUCUUGCUGAAUCAACAUGAGAAUGAUGGUGAUUCAUUCAAAUAAAUUUCCUUUUUGUCCUCUAUCUCAUUCCGUAAAAAUUGAAUAUGGCGUCUAUAAGAAAUGAAAGUAGUAGCUUGUAGCUAAGUGCCCAUAGAAGGUGCUAAUGAGAACCAUCUAUCUCCGACCGUUUAAACUAUUGAAAUUUCUCAUGCUUUUUUUUAGUCACAACUCACAAAAAGCGUCAACUUUGCCCUCAUUUAACUACAAUCACCAUUAUGGAGAUCCCAAUGGUGAGCCACGAAUUUUAACCACCCUGUACAGGGGAUGCAAGUUAAAACGACCCCUUCGUAACAAAUCAUUUGAUAUUUAGACUGUAAAAAAAUCGGAAAACACGUCAACUUUAGUUCUCAAGGUCCAAAGGUCCGAAAGUCCAAAAUAGUCCUGGCCUACUCAGAGUUUUCCUUUAGUUCAGAGAAAUAUUUAGAAUCGCGAAAGUGCAAAUUUUUGAUAAAAUCUUAACUGGAAAAAUGCCCAGGUCAAUAAAUGUAAAUAAGCUAAUGCAAAUUUAACUUAAAUUUCGUCUUCGUUUAGAUUAUUAAAGCGAACACGAAGAAGGUGUAAAUAAUUUACUUACUGAACUGAAACAUAUGGAAGUUUAAAGUUGAAACUUUAGAAGGCACGCUGAAAUUUUCUGACGUUAAAUUUUAAGUACUUCGACUAAGUUGUAGGUUGUCGCAAUACUAAAGGCACUCUCAUUGCGAAAUGAUAAUAAAGAUUGUGUAACUUCAUAACUGCAUUUAAAGUAGGUGUAAUUAUAUUAAUUCACAGAAACCGUCUAGGUCAUUGUGUCGUAUCACGUAAAAAAUACUUUUUCAGAAGGGUUGCCCCAAUCAACCUUUAGGGUGGGGAAUCCGAAGUUUCCAUUGGCCAAGACCUGCCAACAUCCCGCAAACAAUCCUUGCGAACCUGCAGAAGUCGCGAUAGCGUGCCUGUUAGAAACUUUAUUCACGAAUAUGUGCACCUGUUCCGAUUUGAAAUGAAAUUUAUUUCAGAAACAACGUAAACGCUACCCCUAACGGUUUAUUAGAGCGCGCGCUUUAACUAUUUUAUUUCGGGAAAUGAUGCGGUAACUUUCGCGGCUCGAAGAUGUGGGUUUUUGUUAAAUUUUCUUUGUGCGAAUACGUAGAUUAAGAUGUCGCAAGCGCGCAAAGGGGGUGGCGGUGGUAAGGGCCCCCCGAAAGAUAAAAAUGAAGACGGCAAAGAUAAGGAAUCGAAGGAGAAGGUGCCGUCGAAGGAUAAGGAGGAAACGGCAUCGAACGCCGAUUCGGAGGAGACCAUUCCCAAACCUCAGAGUGCCGGUGUUACAACAAGGGAUGCUGCACAGAAGGUUUUGGUCCUUUGUCAGAAGGGUGAAUGGGCACCCAUCGAUCAGGUACUUAAGUCUAUGGAGAAAGCUAUUGCGAACGCAGGAGAAGACGCUAAUACUGUUCCAUUGGCAGGAGGACUUGAUUUGGCUACCGGAAUGACACCGUUAAUGUAUGCAGUGAAAGACAACCGAACUUCGCUUUUGGAUAAAAUGAUCGACUUGGGAUCUGACGUUAGUGCUAGAAAUAAUGUAAGUAGCUCUAAUUAA
Molecule: messenger RNA, 1622 nt
Organism: Photinus pyralis (common eastern firefly)
Lineage: Eukaryota; Metazoa; Arthropoda; Insecta; Coleoptera; Lampyridae
Exons: 2
Coding region: 1182-1622 (146 amino acids)
Molecular function (GO): protein binding
Source: RefSeq, a predicted model, not a curated record